Scleropages formosus (Asian bonytongue) is the source of this 684-nucleotide messenger RNA. Its product is annotated as lecithin retinol acyltransferase-like. Gene Ontology annotation, biological process: retinol metabolic process; vitamin A metabolic process. The record is from RefSeq and is a predicted model, not a curated record. The transcript is spliced from 2 exons. Bases 4 to 684 code for a protein of 226 amino acids. Gene Ontology annotation, molecular function: phosphatidylcholine-retinol O-acyltransferase activity. Gene Ontology annotation, cellular component: rough endoplasmic reticulum. NCBI's taxonomy places the organism in Eukaryota, Metazoa, Chordata, Actinopteri, Osteoglossiformes, Osteoglossidae.
AACAUGCUGGAGCUGCUGACGUUCCUCCUGGAGAAGAUCUCCUCUUUCGUCACUCUCAGCCUCUUCAGCUUCCUGUCCUCAGGCCAGAGCAGAUGCCCCCCUCGCUGUUAUGAGAGCUCGAGCUUCCAGAGGGGGGACCUCCUGGAGGUGCCCCGCACCCUCUUCACCCACUUCGGCAUCUACCUGGGGGACAACAAGGUGGCCCACCUGAUGCCCGACAUCAUGCCCGUGGUGACCAGCGACAGGAGCCUCAUCGACAGCAUGGUGACCAACCGCAGGCUGCUCCUGGGCGUCCUCUGCAAGCGCGCGUCCGUGCGCGUGGACACCGUCGAGGACUUCGCCUACGGCUCGCCCGUGCUGCGCGGCGGCGCGGAGCGCGCGCGCAAGAGCCGCGCGCUGGAGCGCGAGGAGGCGGCGCAGCGCGCCGAGGAGCUCGUGGGCAACGUCCCGUACAGCCUGCUGUGGUACAACUGCGAGCACUUCGCCACCUACUGCAGAUACGGCGCGGCGUCGAGCUUCCAGACGGACAGGUUCUGUGAAUGCCUGAAGUCGGUCAUCAGAGACCAGAGGAGCCUCCUCUUCUCUCUUCUCCUGGGAAUGAUGUUUACCAUCUACCAUGGAUUGACACCCACAGCUACACUGCCUGCUGUGAUCAUCCCAUUUAUUCUCUGGAUGGUAGAAUAA